Penicillium waksmanii is the source of this 1653-nucleotide messenger RNA. Its product is annotated as putative amino acid permease (Can1). The coding region runs from base 1 to 1653 and encodes 550 amino acids. The transcript has 3 exons. Gene Ontology annotation, cellular component: membrane. Lineage: Eukaryota; Fungi; Ascomycota; Eurotiomycetes; Eurotiales; Aspergillaceae. The record is from RefSeq and is a predicted model, not a curated record. Gene Ontology annotation, biological process: amino acid transmembrane transport. Gene Ontology annotation, molecular function: amino acid transmembrane transporter activity.
AUGGGCUCGGAUGAUGUCGCCACUGAGAUCGUCUCGGACAAGAGAACCAACGAAAAGCCUCCCAAAUACUCAGAGGUCGCGCAGGAUAUCAAGCCUUCCGAUGCCGAGAAUAACAACAAUCAGUCGCCGCCUGGCGAGCUGAAGCGGAAGCUGAAGAGUCGACACUUGCAGAUGAUCGCCAUCGGCGGUACAAUUGGAACAGGUCUCUUUAUCUCAAGCGGAACGGCCAUCGCGGAAUCGGGCCCGGCAGGUGCUUUGAUUGCCUACAUCUUCGUCGGAACUAUUGUCUUUUCGGUCAUGACAUCUCUCGGAGAGAUAGCGACCUAUAUCCCCACCUCCGGUGCCUUCACCUCAUAUGCGGCUCGGUUGAUCGACCCUAGUCUCGGGUUCUCUAUGGGUUGGAUCUACUGGUUCAACUGGGCCUCAACCUUCGCCGUUGAAUUGACCGCAUGUGGAACGAUCAUACAGUACUGGGAUCCGAGCUUGAAUAUCGCUAUCUUUGUCGGUGCCUUCUGGGUCUUGAUCACGGCUGUCAAUUUCCUACCAGUGAGCUUCUAUGGUGAAAUUGAAUUCUGGUUCUCUACCAUCAAGGUUGCCACCGUGAUUGGCUUUAUGAUCUUUGCGAUCUGCGUUGAUGUCGGUGUGGGUAAGCAAGGCUAUCUCGGUUUUCAAACCUGGUCGGACCCUGGAGCUUUUGCUACGUAUAAGAUUGAUACGCCCGAGUCCGUCGGCAAGUUUGUCGGAUUCUGGGCCGUGCUCAUCCAGGCAGGCUUCUCCUACCAAGGAACAGAGUUAGUUGGUGUCGCUGCUGGAGAAACUGAGAAUCCCCAGAAGACAGUCCCAUCCGCGAUUCGCAAAACCUUCUUUCGAAUUUUGUUGUUCUUUGUCCUGACCAUCUUUUUUAUCGGGCUUCUUGUCCCGUAUACCAAUGGUUCCCUCACUUCUGGCAAAACGGAUGCCUCAGCAAGUCCGAUGGUUAUUGCGGCCGAUCUUGCCGGUGUUAAAGUCCUCCCGAGUCUUAUCAACGCAGUCUUGCUCACAGUUGUGCUGUCAGCGGCCAAUUCAAAUGUCUACAGUGGCAGCCGUAUCUUGACAGGUCUCGCAAAUGAAGGAUUUGCCCCUAAAAUCUUCGGUCGCGUGAAUGCAGCCGGUGUUCCCUACGUCAGCGUUUUCACGACCGCGUUGUUCGGACUUCUCGGUUUCAUGAACGUCUCAGAAAACGCUGGGCAGGUAUUCAACUGGCUCGUCAAUCUCUCCAGUGUGGCGGGUUUUGUGACAUGGUCCUCUAUCAAUGCAUGCCACAUCGCAUUCAUGCGGGCGCUAGCAGCACGCGGCAUCUCACGCGAUACCCUUCCAUACAAAGCCAUGUGCCAACCAUACCUGGCUUGGUACGGUCUCUUUUUCAAUAUCCUCAUUGCAUUGACUCAAGGAUUCACCGCGUUCAUCCCCCAUUUCGAUGUCGCCUCCUUUUUCUUCGCCUAUAUCUGCCCGAUCGUCUUUGUUGUGCUCUACGUUUCCCACAAGGUUAUCACCCGAGCGCCAUUUGUUAAAUCGGCCGAGGCUGAUAUCGAUACUGGCCGACUGCCAUACGAGAAGGAAACCGGUCCGCCAAAGGCAUGGUACUGGAGAGUAUGGGGUUGGAUCACGAAGUGA